GGGACGAUGAUGGGGAUACGGGAAUUUCUGCUUGCUCUCAUCAUCUGUUUGCUGAUUAUGCAGUUUCUGAAGCUGCUCUGGAUGCGCCGCCAGUAUCCCUCUGGACCUAUCCCGUUCCCUCUCAUUGGGAGCCUCUGGAAGGUCGGCUGGAAGUUUCGCCGGGAUGUUCUCUUGAAGCUCGCUAGCAGUUAUGGAAACGUUUUCACCCUGUGGGUAGGGCACACCCCCGUGGUUGUGGUGUCUGGAUACGAAGCUGUGGAAGAUGCACUGGUUAGCAAUUCUGAUGCACUGUCUGGGCGACCACUGAUCCCCUUUUUUAAGGUUCUGGGAAAUGAAAAGGGUAUUAUGUUUUCCAAUGGUGAAACUUGGUGGCAGCAGAGACAUUUUGGACAAGCUAUUCUACAGAAGCUGGUGAUCGAGAAGAAAGAUCUGGAGCAUCAAAUAGGAGAGGAGGGCCGGCAGCUGGUGGAGGCCUUUGCAAAUGAAAAGGGGGAACCCAUGGACCCUUCGUGGCAUAUCUUGCAUUCUGUCUCCAAAAUGAUUUGCGCUGCUGCGUUUGGGCACCCUUUUCCCAUCGAGAAUGAAGCCUUGCACACGCUGACGGAACAUAUUAAUACCAUUACAAAGUUCGGGGGCUCUCCUGGAGUUCUGUUAUAUAACAUGGUUCCUUCACUGAUGAGAUACAUCCCUGGACCACACCAGACAGCGAUAAACUCCUGUGAAUUUAUACGGUCCUUUGUCCGGAAGGAGGUAGAAAACCAUAAGAAGAACGGGCCUCCCCAUGAGCGCAAGGGCUAUGUUGAUUUCUAUUUGGCUCAUAUGAAAAUAGAGAAACCCGACUUCGAUUCUACAUUUAAUGACGACAACCUGGUACAAAGCGUUGCCGACUUCUUCAUCGCGGGCACGGAUACCACAGCCGCUACCCUGUCCUGGGCACUGCUCUUCAUGGUGGCUCAUCCUGAUAUCCAAGCGAAAGUCCAAGACGAGCUAGACAAUGGUCUUGAAUCCUUCAAAGUAGUCUGCUACGAUGACCGGAAGACAUUGCCCUAUACCCGGGCCGUAUUGAACGAGGUCCAGCGCUUCAGCAACGUCAAGUUAUUCGGACUCCUCAAACUGUGUACAGAGAAUGUGAACAUCCUUGGCAAUUUAAUUCCAAAGGAUACCCUUGUGCUCCCAGAUCUUUGUUCAGUCCUCCUUGAUCCCACGAAAUGGGAGACACCUGAGAAAUUCAACCCUAACCACUUCUUGGAUAACGAUGGGAAAUUUGUCAUUAGAGAUGAAUUCUUCCCAUUCGCCGCAGGAGAUCGGUCAUGUGUGGGGAAGAUAUUCGCACGGACUCAGCUCUUCAUUUUCUUUGCAUGCCUCCUGAAAGCGUUUUCUUUCCGCCUGCCAGAGGGAGUGGAGGAAGUGAACACAGAACCUGUAAUAGGGGCCGUGGUCUAUCCCCAUCCAUACAAGCUCUGUGCAGUCCCUCGCUAG
Molecule: messenger RNA, 1479 nt
Organism: Euleptes europaea (tarantolino)
Lineage: Eukaryota; Metazoa; Chordata; Lepidosauria; Squamata; Sphaerodactylidae
Product: cytochrome P450 2J5-like
Exons: 9
Coding region: 7-1479 (490 amino acids)
Biological process (GO): xenobiotic metabolic process; arachidonate metabolic process
Cellular component (GO): intracellular membrane-bounded organelle; cytoplasm
Molecular function (GO): oxidoreductase activity, acting on paired donors, with incorporation or reduction of molecular oxygen, reduced flavin or flavoprotein as one donor, and incorporation of one atom of oxygen; heme binding; iron ion binding
Source: RefSeq, a predicted model, not a curated record